AUGAUCUCUGACGCUCAAUUGAAUACUUUAGUACUGUCGUUUGGUGUUGUGAUGGUGGCCCUGAUCGCCUUAUAUCAUGGGAUCCAAUCUACGGUUGUGAACCAUAAGAAGCAAUCAUAG
This is a messenger RNA of Kluyveromyces lactis, 120 nucleotides long. RefSeq names its product olichyl-diphosphooligosaccharide--protein glycotransferase OST4 (gene OST4). The record is from RefSeq and is a predicted model, not a curated record. The transcript has a single exon. Bases 1 to 120 code for a protein of 39 amino acids. NCBI's taxonomy places the organism in Eukaryota, Fungi, Ascomycota, Saccharomycetes, Saccharomycetales, Saccharomycetaceae.